Molecule: messenger RNA, 3238 nt
Organism: Phodopus roborovskii (desert hamster)
Lineage: Eukaryota; Metazoa; Chordata; Mammalia; Rodentia; Cricetidae
Gene: Oxct1
Product: 3-oxoacid CoA-transferase 1
Exons: 17
Coding region: 72-1634 (520 amino acids)
Biological process (GO): ketone body catabolic process
Cellular component (GO): mitochondrion
Molecular function (GO): succinyl-CoA:3-oxo-acid CoA-transferase activity
Source: RefSeq, a predicted model, not a curated record
CGGCGCUUGCACAGACACACACACACGCGUGUGCUCCGCUCCUCCACCUCCUUCUGCACCCGGGUCCGAAGAUGGCGGCUCUCAAACUCCUGUCCUCCGGCUUUCGGCUCUGCGCCUCCGGCCGCAGCUCGCGGGGCGCCUGGCACAAGGGGUGUGUCUGCUACUUUUCUGUCAGUGCUCGUCACCACACCAAAUUUUACACAGAUCCUGUGGAAGCUGUAAAAGAUAUCCCUAAUGGGGCAACCUUGCUGGUUGGUGGUUUCGGACUAUGCGGAAUUCCAGAAAAUCUUAUAGGAGCUUUAUUGAAGACUGGAGUGAAAGAUCUAACUGCGGUCAGCAACAAUGCUGGGGUUGACAACUUUGGCCUGGGCCUUUUACUUCGAUCUAAACAAAUAAAACGCAUGGUCUCGUCAUACGUGGGAGAAAAUGCAGAAUUUGAGCGACAGUUCUUGUCUGGUGAAUUAGAAGUGGAGCUGACACCUCAGGGUACGCUUGCAGAGAGGAUCCGUGCUGGCGGAGCUGGAGUACCUGCCUUCUACACUAGCACAGGGUAUGGGACCCUGGUACAAGAAGGAGGAUCACCCAUAAAAUACAACAAAGAUGGCAGUGUUGCCAUUGCCAGCAAGCCACGAGAGGUGAGGGAGUUUAACGGUCAGCACUUCAUUUUGGAGGAAGCAAUCACAGGAGAUUUUGCUUUGGUGAAAGCCUGGAAAGCAGACCGGGCAGGAAAUGUGAUUUUCAGGAAAAGUGCAAGAAACUUCAAUUUGCCAAUGUGUAAAGCUGCCGCAACCACAGUGGUGGAGGUUGAAGAAAUUGUAGACAUUGGAUCAUUUGCCCCAGAAGAUAUUCACAUUCCAAAGAUUUACGUACACCGCCUUAUAAAGGGAGAAAAAUAUGAGAAAAGAAUUGAGCGUUUAUCACUCCGAAAGGAAGGAGAUGGAAAAGCCAAGUCUGGUAAGCCUGGAGAAGAUGUCAGGGAGCGGAUCAUCAGGAGAGCCGCUCUUGAGUUUGAGGAUGGCAUGUAUGCUAAUUUGGGUAUAGGGAUACCACUUCUGGCCAGCAACUUCAUUAGUCCAAAUAUGACUGUUCAUCUUCAAAGUGAAAAUGGAGUCUUGGGUUUGGGUCCAUACCCACUAAAACAUGAAGCUGAUGCUGAUCUCAUCAAUGCAGGAAAGGAAACAGUUACUGUUCUUCCAGGAGCCUCUUUCUUCUCCAGUGAUGAAUCAUUCGCGAUGAUUAGAGGGGGACAUGUCAAUCUAACAAUGUUAGGAGCAAUGCAGGUUUCUAAAUACGGUGACCUGGCCAACUGGAUGAUACCUGGGAAAAUGGUGAAAGGAAUGGGAGGAGCUAUGGAUUUAGUAUCCAGUUCCAAAACUAAAGUGGUGGUCACCAUGGAGCAUUCUGCCAAGGGAAAUGCACACAAAAUCAUGGAGAAGUGUACAUUACCGCUGACGGGGAAACAGUGUGUCAACCGCAUUAUCACAGAAAAGGGUGUGUUUGAUGUGGACAAGAAAAAUGGGCUGACACUGAUUGAGCUCUGGGAAGGCCUGACUGUUGAUGACAUAAAGAAGAGCACAGGCUGUGACUUCGCAGUUUCACCAAAACUCAGGCCAAUGCAGCAGAUUUCAACUUGAAAUGUGGAGUAGACAUUUGUCUCAGGAUGCCAAGAUUUCAUUUUGAACACAUAGGAUUUAAUUGAAAGGGUGUCAGUAAUCAAAGCUAUAUAUUUAACAAGAAGUUUUGACUCGUUUUCUUCUAGUAUUUCUGGAUUUGUGCAGCCAUAGACUGUUCUCUUGAGUGUGUUCUCAUGUUUCUAUGAAAAACAAAAGGAAAACAUUUCAUCAUGGUCUCAUUUCGUAAGUGCUAAGGAGGUUGUCUUUGCCAUUGGUGCUCAUGUUGGAUGUAUGUUCAUUUUUUAUGCUGUGUAUACUAAACCAGAAAAUUUUCAUGUGAAUUUGUGAUUAGACAGAGUACUUUUUUGAUGACUAUGUAUCAUUUACUUUCCUCUUUUUUUGAGAGAAAGCUCUGAUUUGGUGAUUAUGCUUGCAUCUUUAGAACAUCCUCCUUCCCUCCACACUUCUUAUAGCCAAAUAGAUAUCCAAGAAGGCAAAUAGGAAUGUCUCUAGAAGAAGUAAGCAGAAGUAAGAACAAGGCAUAGGAUCUGACAGUGCUGGCAUCCCACCAUGCAUUGUCUUUGUAGACAACCAACCACCUAUGUGCACUAACAGUUGAGGCUAACUAUAGGAAGAGGACUACUGACAUACUUGUCUGGUUCUCCCACUUUAAGGAACUUGCUAUGCCUUUGUAUUCAGAAGACUCAGUUUUUGUUAUUGAGCCCCAGUGUUUAAUUAUAUAGCAUUUCCUAAACCAAAAAGAAUGGUGGGCAAUUUAUCAUGAGUACUAAAUCACAAUGGAAGUAGUAUUUGCAAAAAUGAUCUUCCAAGAUAUUUCCCUUCUAGGUUCUCCAGUCUGUUCACCAAAGAUUCUAAAUGAAGAAUGACUUUUUCUACAGAACAAUGGUAUUUCAUCUGCUUAAAUUAGUUCCCUUAACAAAGUGCUAUUACUUUAGCCUGAUCUGUGGAGGGAGAGGGAUGGGAGAAUCUCAGAUCUAAGUCUAAACAAGAUGACUUGGGAUUAUAAGGGAUGCUUCCUUAGAAGUACCCUCAAUACCAGACAGUUUCCAGGAAGCAUCAGUUCAGAAAUUCCCUCGGUAUCAGAUGUGUGAAAGCCUAGGCACCCUGAAGCCAGGCUGGACAGCUGGUGUCUGCACAGUAAUUUGUUUGCUACUAAUUAUAGGGAUGUAUGCAUGCUUUAGGUGACGGUUGUCAUUGAAACUCACUUCUCCUCAAGGAUAGCCACAACUAACCUGUACAGUAUGUAAAGGAGAAGAAGGCUUUCCUCCCACAGUACUCUGUGGAGCACUGCCUUUCUGGCUGGCUCUGUGGUUGAAAGCAUCCUGUGCCAGUGCUGAUAGGAUGAACCCUUCUUAGCACAAGAUCCAUGAGAGGAAAUAUGUCUGUGUUAGAGUAAACUUUUGAAAGUAUUAAUAUUGUUGAUAUUGAUGUGUCUUCAGAUGCACUUGCUUAUCAUUCCAGUCUGUUACUUUAAGACAAGGGGAUUCUAAGAAUAUUUCAAACAUUGUCAAUGCCUGAGUAGAUGACUGAAUAGAUGCUCAAAGAGGGCCAUAUUUUUAAAAAUCUGUUCAGCGAUGCAAUAAAAAUUACAAAUUUGACAGAAA